GUCUUUUUAAAAGCAUCUAAAUUUGAAGAAAGAAAUAAUGAGUCAAAAACUAACUCCAUGAACCAAGGAGAAAAACACUCUCCGUCUAAUCCAAACCAUAACCAAAUAGGCUUAUAUUUACAAAUUCCACUUCUGGCACCAAAAUUUGCAGAAGAAUAAACACAACUUUUCAUUGUCUUUGAAGAGAACAUAAGCCAUGGAUUCUUUAAGAGGCCAAGGUGGGAUUCAGAUGCUUUUAACUGCUGAACAAGAAGCCGGACGGAUUGUUUCAGCUGCGAGGACCGCAAAACUAGCAAGAAUGAAGCAAGCGAAAGAUGAGGCUGAGAAGGAGAUGGAAGAAUACAGAUCCCGAUUAGAAGAAGAGUAUCAAACUCAAGUUUCUGGGACGGAUCAAGAAGCAGAUGCAAAACGUUUAGAUGAUGAGACAGAUGUCAGGAUUACGAACCUUAAGGAAUCUAGUUCAAAGGUCUCCAAGGAUAUUGUCAAGAUGCUCAUCAAGUAUGUCACCACUACUGCAGCAUGAUUCUCACUACACCGCCCCCAUCGUAUCUUAUUCUCCUGAUAAUAAAACUGUUAUGAUUCUUCAGCUCUAGUUUUUUGGUCCGCGAUUUCUAAUAGAGCCAAAUACAUAGUCCAUUGGUAGAGAAACUCAUAAAUAUAUGGAAACUAAAACAAACAUUAGAUGAAAGUAUCAUUGUAAAAAAAAGAGGAGGGGAUCGAAAACGAAACUAAGUACACAAGUGAUGAAUUUUAAACAUAAGUACAAAAGAGAACAUGCAUGCAUGAUAAAUGCAAUGUUUGGUAAAUUUGUAUCAUAUUCGUACUCUUGAGCAUUAUGUGGACAUUCGUAAACAAACUGUUAACUUGUUAAUGACAUUCACUAAGAUAAAUAAAU
Messenger RNA from Arabidopsis thaliana (thale cress), 895 nucleotides. RefSeq names its product vacuolar ATP synthase G3 (gene VATG3). NCBI's taxonomy places the organism in Eukaryota, Viridiplantae, Streptophyta, Magnoliopsida, Brassicales, Brassicaceae. Gene Ontology annotation, molecular function: proton-transporting ATPase activity, rotational mechanism. The record is from RefSeq and is marked reviewed. Gene Ontology annotation, cellular component: vacuolar membrane; vacuolar proton-transporting V-type ATPase complex. Gene Ontology annotation, biological process: proton transmembrane transport. Bases 197 to 523 code for a protein of 108 amino acids. The transcript is spliced from 3 exons.